AUGUGUUCUGAAUUACCUAAAGAGUUUGAGAAGAGCACCGAGGUUUUGCCAUUUACUAAGUAUGGACUGUCGACUAUACAAGAUUUUAGAAAAGCGGAGAAAGAUGUUAAACAUUUGGAAUGGCUAAAAAAAGUUGGAUUAUCCAAUGAAGAAGUACAGCUUUAUCAAGAAAAUGAAGCGGGAUUAUUAGACCAUAGAAACAAAAUUGAAUCCAGUGUCUUGAAAGCCCGCUUGGAGGAGCUCUAUAAUAAAAUUAACAAAUAUCAAAAUGAUGUCAGUUCUGAUCAAUGCAAUGUUGGUGCUGGUACAUCAACAAACAAGAGAGAUGAAUCUCAUGAACGAAUUCCAAAGAAGUCAAUCAUAUUUUAUCCAGAGGGACAUCCAAUGAAUGAAUUGAAGGAAAUUGAAGAGGAUUUAUUUGGCCAUUUAAGGAAUGACAACAUAAUGCCCAUAACAAAGCGGCGUAAGCUGUUACGACGCCUUGAAAGAAAAAAGGAAAGGAUCUUGAGUCAACAGAAGCAAUUAAGGAUUUUGCCCACUCAAAAUAAGCCUGAACAGUCUACUAGCAAACCAGGCAGUCUUUGGGAUGUUAAAGAAAUGCCUAGACAAGCUGGACCCGAAUGUGGGACAUCAAAAGAUAAGCUGAUCGGCCCCAAAGAGCCAACAAUGUACACCAUAAAAGAAAAUAAAAUUGUAAGGUUGGAACCUGUGCAAAGGAAUGAUGAAAAUGGCGAGGAAAACGAAUUCAGGGCGGUAGACAUUGUGAUGCCAGUGAAUCCGGCGGAAGAACAACUGUUGGAGGGCACUAAGAUGUGCUUGGAUGAUAUCAAGAAGAUUGAAAGAUUCAAAGACUAUGAGCCAGGGAUACCAUCAAAAGUACUUUACUUGAAGAACAUCGCACCCUCAGUAUCAGAGCAACAGCUGUCGUUGCUCUUCAAUCAAUUCUUGCUGGAUAAUGGUGGGCCCAUAGAUGUGCGCGUUCUCAGCGGCCGUAUGAGGGGACAAGCUUUUGUCACUUUCCAAACUGAAGACUUGGCCAUAAAAGCACUGGAUGAGGUGAAUGGCACCAUACUGAGCGGUCGUCCCAUUAUAGCUCAGUUUGGCAGAAACAGCAACCGCAUCCAAGAUGAUAACAGA
Iphiclides podalirius (scarce swallowtail) is the source of this 1137-nucleotide messenger RNA. Lineage: Eukaryota; Metazoa; Arthropoda; Insecta; Lepidoptera; Papilionidae. The record is from the annotation of a GenBank genome assembly.